Molecule: messenger RNA, 1027 nt
Organism: Arachis ipaensis
Lineage: Eukaryota; Viridiplantae; Streptophyta; Magnoliopsida; Fabales; Fabaceae
Product: Nucleic acid-binding, OB-fold-like protein
Biological process (GO): mitochondrial translation
Cellular component (GO): mitochondrial large ribosomal subunit; ribosome
Molecular function (GO): structural constituent of ribosome; RNA binding
Source: RefSeq, a predicted model, not a curated record
AAGGCACGUGUGGAUUAGGAAGAGUAGCAAUAGGGUUUCACGCUCGAAGCUCGCACUCAGCUCAGCUUCUUUGGCCUACAAACAAUGUCGUCGCUGAAGAGAGCGCUUCGCCAGUUCACCUUCGGAACCGGCAAGACCGCCGGACGCAACUCUUCCGGUCGCAUAACCUCCUUCCACCGCGGUGGCGGCGCCAAGCGCCUCCAGCGAACCAUUGAUCUCAAGCGCAACGCCGCACCUUCCUCUGGGGGCAUUGUUGAGCGGAUCGAGUACGAUCCCAAUCGCUCCUCCAGCAUCGCCCUCGUCCGAUGGACCGAAGGAGUCCGCCGCCGUGCCAUGCCGGAGAAAGCCCUUGCUCAGCCGUCGCGCAAAUCGCUCCAGAUCGAUAACUCCAUCGAAGGCAACAACAACAUCCGUGGUGUGUUCGCAUUCAAUCUGAUGCUGCCUCCGCAGCACGCUGGUUCAGCAUCGAGGAACGCGUUCUUGUCGGCGUUCUCGCCAAAGGGAAAAGCAGCUUCUGCUUCUGCAUCUGGAUCUGGAUCCGAAUCGCUUCCCCUCGGGUUGCCGAGGAUUGCGGUGGUUGCGUCGAGAGCAUCGUUCUUCGCGCCGCGAGCGAGAGGGGAGGAGAAGCUGGAGGUUCGGAACUGGAAGAAGAACAACGACGUGUGGACGCAUAGGAACAAGCGCAAAGCUGCAAUUUCUUGGCACGGCAUCGCGCGAUAGGGUUCAGAGCGCAAAGGAAUUAGGGUUCGUGCUAGAAAUUGGCCCUUUCACGCUCUUGUAAACCUAAAUUUGUCACUUAAUUUCAAAAUCAUAGUCUUCUAUUUUUCUUUCAUCUGAAAAUUUUAGUUGAGAUUUUGUUUGUCUUGAAUUCUGAGGCAUAAGGAGACGACAAUUUGGUUUUGCAAAGUGAAAUAUAUAUGAAUUGCUUCUAGCUACAUCAUCUAACAUGGUGUUGUUGUUAGAUUCUGUGUAUGAAAAGCUUUUUGAAAUGUGUCAAAUUUGAGGUUCCUGCUUUGAACCAGAGUUA